Oppia nitens is the source of this 823-nucleotide messenger RNA. Its product is annotated as enolase-phosphatase E1-like. Lineage: Eukaryota; Metazoa; Arthropoda; Arachnida; Sarcoptiformes; Oppiidae. Gene Ontology annotation, molecular function: acireductone synthase activity; magnesium ion binding. Bases 18 to 785 code for a protein of 255 amino acids. The transcript has 5 exons. The record is from RefSeq and is a predicted model, not a curated record.
AUGUCUAUUUAGACAAAAUGGUUAAAAUAGUAAAACCCAGAGCUAUUAUUUGUGACAUUGAAGGCACCACAACAUCAACCAGAUAUUGGGGUGAAUGUGUGGUUCCGUUCAUCAAAUAUAAUACAAAACAAUGUCUUGAAAACAAAUGGGGAACUCAGGUAUUGAUGCAACUGAUCGAUGCUCUUCGCAGAAGUACUAAUGUUAUCAAUGCUGAGGAACAAACAAAUAUUCCACCAAUUGCUAACAAAACUAAAGACAAAGAAUCAAUUAUCAAAUCGAUUGUCGAUAAUAUAAUAUAUCAAUUAAAUAACAAAAGACGUGGAAAAUCAUUACAACAUUUUCAGCUCUAUGUCUGGUUCUAUGGCUAUCAAACUGAUGAACUUAAAAGCCAUGUUUUUGAAGACGUGUCCAAAUCGUUUAAUAGAUGGAAAAAAUUCUUAAAUAUCAAGAUUUUUACUUAUUCUUCGAGUUUAUAUCUGUCACAGAAGUUGCUGUUCUCGUCUACAAUCAAAGGAAAUCUGUGUCCCCUUAUUGAUGGGUAUCUCGAUGUCGAAACUUAUGGCUUUAAGACCAGUAGUGAAAGCUUCACAAUGAUUGCCAAUAAGUUUGAUAUAAAUACCAAACAUAUACUUUUCAUUUCAGAUAAUCCUCAGGAGUUAAAAGCGGCUAAAGUUACCGGUUGUCAAGUAUUAUUAGUCAUCCGUCCAUUCAAUAAGGAGUUAUCAGAUGAGGAAAAACAAGGUUUUGAGUGCAUUAAAAGUUUCAAUGAAAUUCAAUUUAAUUAAAAAUUAUUAUUUUAUGAUUUAUUAAUUAUUAUAACUUU